This is a messenger RNA of Phytophthora sojae, 1317 nucleotides long. RefSeq lists its product as hypothetical. The transcript has 2 exons. Bases 1 to 1317 code for a protein of 438 amino acids. The record is from RefSeq and is a predicted model, not a curated record. Lineage: Eukaryota; Oomycota; Peronosporomycetes; Peronosporales; Peronosporaceae.
AUGGUUUGGGUAUUUCCCAUUCCAUUCUGUAUAUUUACUCUUGGUGGAGUGAGCUCAUCAAUCAUAUUGGUGUAUAUCCGGGUUGUCUCUGGUCACGCUUUUAGGGAACUACUCGCCAAGCACGAGCUAUUACGAGGAGUGAAGAAGAUUUUGGUGUUGCAGGUGCUGCUGUACGUGGCACACCCUUUAUGCCAAGUGCUUUUCACUCAAGCAACCCACACAGUCUACGAGCUACCAGUACUUCUGCUGCUUCCUGUAUUCAGGAUCGUGGCCAAGAAGAUCUUUGCCAUGACGGCUUUGCACAAGGAGGAUAUGAUCCCUGUCUAUGUCGUCUUCACUGUCGACUUUUUCGAUGCCCUGUACCUCGCCACGUUCAUGCAGAGCUUAUCGAUGAAAACGCUCACGGUUAUAGUGGCUAUCGAUAUCGUGCAAUCUGCAGUGGAAUUGCGGGAACUCCACCAGCGAACUCUUUGCAUCAUUGCUCGUACGCGAACAGUGGCCGGUGGUAUUACUCCUAACGCGUCCGAUAGCGGCACUUUGCUGGAAGCUGUCCGGUCGCUGUGCUCCUCUUCUCUGGCGCUACGGAGGCAAGUUCGCGUCGGGAUAAGCAUUCGUUCUUGUAUUGAACAUCACAUUUCCUCGGAGAACAACAAACUACUAACGGCUCUCGAAAAUGCUUACCAACCGGGGGCUACCACGAAACUAUUUGAUCAGUUGCCGCGCAUCAAUUUGGUAAAGCCUCGCCCGACAAUAAUGGCCAGCCACAAAAAUCCACGGACUGAUGAUAUACCUAAUAUCAUAGCUUUGGGCCAGGGAAGACCUAGAGUGGACAACUCCGUUGUUCUUAAAGACGCUCUCGAGGUGCUGUUUACGUCAGAAUGCCUCGUGUUGACCGAGUAUGUGGAGAUAAUCAUCCCCGUGGUGUACGGCGUCUUCAUUUCGACGAUGGUCCACCAAUCCAGCGCGCAGUAUCACACGGAAAUGGAUGGAGUCUCUCUUGAAAAUGUCGACGUCAUGGUUUUAAGAAUGUUUCUGUAUGCACUCUUGGAGCUCGCAUCGUUUGUAGCUCUCGCGCUGAUCAUGAAACGGAACUGCGGGAUCAAUGCACUCUAUCAGCUUGCGUUUGUGUUGGAGAAGCAGAUGAUGUUCGUGCAAUCAACGCUACUGAUAUGGGUAUUGAUGACACUGACAUUUCGCGUUGUACACUUCGGUAAGUCUGUAUAUUUAUUCAACAUUCAGAGAAUUCAUCCGGUUGCGAGCUUAUCGAGGUCUGUGAUCUACCAGGUGUCGAUUUUACCUUUCAAUUCGAAUGGAUAA